Messenger RNA from Racocetra fulgida, 467 nucleotides. The record is from the annotation of a GenBank genome assembly. Lineage: Eukaryota; Fungi; Glomeromycota; Glomeromycetes; Diversisporales; Gigasporaceae.
CUCCUGGCACGGGUAAAACGGAAUUUAUUAAUGAAUUAGUUCAUCAUUUAUAUCAGCAAUUUGCCAAAGAAAACCAACUAAUCCCACCCGUAAUUGAAGUCAAAGGGGCAAAAUUAAAAUCUGCCGGGGGAAUUACCGACCAACCUAGUCCGGACCAGAAAUUAAUCAGUAUUAUUAAACAUUAUAAAAAAGAAGUUUUUGGGGACGAAUUUAGCCCUGAACCUUACAUAGUUUUUGUGGAAGAAGCCGAUCAAGGAGUGGAUGUGAUGGGAGGGACCGGAGGUAAAAAGAAUUAUUUAUUAGAAGAAUAUAAAAAUUUUCUUUCUACUAGCCAAGAUAAAGCCGGCUUAGCCGCUGAGGCUCAGGACCCUAAUUCUAUUAUCAUUAUUGCCACUAAUAAUUUCGACCUAAUUGACCCCGCGGUAGUAAGAAGAGGCAGAUUAGGAAAAAAACUCAAUUUUAACUGA